Molecule: messenger RNA, 2236 nt
Organism: Capsella rubella
Lineage: Eukaryota; Viridiplantae; Streptophyta; Magnoliopsida; Brassicales; Brassicaceae
Product: pentatricopeptide repeat-containing protein At2g15630, mitochondrial
Exons: 1
Coding region: 2-1873 (623 amino acids)
Molecular function (GO): protein binding
Source: RefSeq, a predicted model, not a curated record
CAUGAGAAGCCUCACAUUCCCCUGUUUCUUACGCCACCGAAUCUCAAUAUUUUCCGGCACCGGUUCUCCUCUAACCGCCGUGCGGCUCUCAUCUUUGGCCACUGAUUUAGAGUUACCGCCGAUAACUUCUGAUAUUUUGCUUGACUCAAUAAAAUCUUCUCAGUGGCAUAUCGUCGAACACCUUUCGGACAAGUUCACACCUUCCCUUCUAUCAACAACUCUGCUCAAUCUCGUCAAGACUCCUGAUUUAGCAUUGGGUUUCGUCAACCACAUCGACCUUCGUUGCCUGGACUUUCAAACACAGUGUCUAGCCAUCGCUGUUGUCUCUAAGCUCUCUUCUCCUAAACCCGUUACUCAGUUGCUGAAAGAAGUUGUAAGUAGUCGUAAGAACUCAAUUAGAGACCUUUUCGAUGAAUUGGUACUUGCCCGUGAUCGAUUAGAGACUAAAAGCACGAUUCUUUUCGAUUUCCUGGUCAGAUGUUGUUGUCAAUUGAGAAUGGUGGAUGAAGCUAUAGAGUGCUUUUACUUGAUGAAGGAGAAAGGUUUUGAUCCCAAAACUGAAACUUGUAAUUGCAUUUUGAGUUUGUUGUCAAGGUUGAAUCGUACAGAGAGUGCUUGGGUCUUCUAUGCUGAUAUGUAUAGGAUGGAAAUUAAGUCGAAUGUGUAUACUUUCAAUAUAAUGAUCAAUGUACUGUGCAAAGAAGGGAAAUUGAAGAAGGCCAAAGAGUUUUUAUGGAUCAUGGAGAGUUUUGGAAGUAAGCCUACUGUUGUUACUUACAACACUCUUGUUAAAGGGUAUUCUUCGAGAGGACGAAUCGAAGGGGCUCGUUUGAUUAUUAAUGAAAUGAAAUCUAAAGGCUUUCAACCUGAUUUGCAGACAUAUAACCCGAUUUUGUCUUGGAUGUGUAAUGAAGGAAGAGCUUCUGAGGUGUUGAGGGAGAUGAAGGAGAUUGGUUUGGUUCCGGACUCUGUUUCGUAUAAUAUAUUGAUCCGUGGUUGUAGUAACAAUGGGGAUUUGGAGACGGCUUUUGCUUACAGGGAUGAGAUGGUGAAACAAGGUAUGGAGCCGACGUUUUAUACUUACAACACAUUGAUUCAUGGUUUGUUCAUGGAGAAUAAGAUAGAAGCUGCGGAAAUAUUGAUAAGGGAGAUUAGAGAGAAGGGUAUUGCCCUGGAUUCUGUUACUUACAAUAUACUCAUAAAUGGAUAUUGCCAGCAUGGAGAUGCAAAGAAAGCGUUUGCUUUGUACGACGAAAUGCUGACCGAUGGAAUUCAGCCUACACAGUUUACUUAUACAUCGCUUAUUUAUGUCCUAUGUAGAAGAAAUAAAACGAGGGAAGCCGACGAGUUGUUUGAGAAAGUUGUAGGCAUGGGAGUGAAGCCUGAUCUUGUGAUGAUGAACACCUUGAUGGAUGGUCACUGUGCUAGUGGCAACAUGGCCCGUGCAUUUUCACUGCUUAAGGAGAUGGAUAGGCUGAAUGUCAAUCCUGAUGAUGUUACAUACAAUUGCUUGAUGCGAGGGCUCUGUGGAAAAGGAAAUAUUGAGGAAGCUCGUGAGCUGAUGGGGGAGAUGAAGAGAAGAGGAAUCAAACCUGACCACAUUAGUUACAACACCCUAAUAAGUGGGUAUAGUAAGAAAGGGGAUACAAAGCAUGCUUUUAUGGUUCGGGAUGAGAUGCUGAGUCUCGGGUUUAAUCCUACUCUUCUCACCUACAAUGCUCUGUUAAAGGGUUUGAGUAAAAACCAGGAAGGUGAGCUUGCAGAGGAGCUACUAAGGGAGAUGAAGAGUGAAGGCAUUACUCCUAAUGACAGCUCUUUCUGUUCUGUCAUCGAGGCAAUGUCUAGUUUGGAUGCAGAAAAAUCUGAUAGUUGAUUGGGCAUGACAUACUAAAGACCAUUGUAAGCUUAGGCCAUGAUCUUUCUCACCUAAAAGAUUGAUUCUCAUCUGCUGAUAGUCAUCAGUAAGGAAGAUCUGCGGUGAGCCGUGAGGCUCCACAAACUCAUCUGAUAUCAUGACAGCUUUCAAUGAUCUCUGCCUAUGGUGAAUACUGUAACCUGGUCGUUUGAGAUACAAAUUAGCCCAAGAAACUUGAUUGUUCUAAGUUAUAAUGUAACAUUUACAUAUGGUUCACAGGUUCUGCUGCCUUUUUUUAGUUUUUAAUCUUUUUUUCAGAAACUUGAUUCAUUUCAGAAGUUCAACUGAUUUGAUUCCUGAAUGAGAUUAAAACUGGGCACA